Molecule: messenger RNA, 1722 nt
Organism: Quercus robur (English oak)
Lineage: Eukaryota; Viridiplantae; Streptophyta; Magnoliopsida; Fagales; Fagaceae
Product: eukaryotic translation initiation factor 3 subunit E
Exons: 8
Coding region: 169-1482 (437 amino acids)
Biological process (GO): translational initiation
Cellular component (GO): eukaryotic translation initiation factor 3 complex; cytoplasm; nucleus
Molecular function (GO): translation initiation factor activity
Source: RefSeq, a predicted model, not a curated record
AAAAACACUUCUUUGCUCGUAUAUCCAAAACCUAAAACAAAACGAACACCUCCUGCUGCUGCUUCUUCCUCUCUCUCUUUUAGCCGUCAAAAAAGCUUUGCAGAGUCUCUCUCACAAAGAGAGAGAGAGAGAGAGAGAAAGCAAAGCGAGAGUGAGAGAGAGAUAAUCAUGGCGACCUACGACCUAACCCCACGGAUCGCGCCGAACCUAGACCGCCACCUAGUGUUCCCAAUACUCGAGUUUCUCCAGGAGCGUCGUCUCCACGAGGAUGGCCAGAUCUUGAAAGAGAAGAUCGAGCUCCUCAACAAAACCAACAUGGUCGACUACGCCAUGGACAUCCACAAGAGCCUCUACCACACCGAAGAUGUCCCCCAAGAUAUGAUUGACAGGAGGGUGGAGGUGGUGGCGAGAUUGAAGGCAUUGGAGGAGGCGGCGGCGCCGCUGGUGGCGUUCUUGCAGAAUCCUAAUGCUGUGCAGGAGCUCAAGGCUGAUAAGCAGUACAAUCUCCAAAUGCUCAUUGAACGAUACCAGAUUGGAACAGAGCAGAUAGAGGCAUUAUAUCAGUAUGCCAAAUUCCAAUUUGAGUGUGGAAACUACUCUGGUGCUGCUGACUACCUGUAUCAGUAUAGGGCCUUAUGCACAAAUAGUGAAAGGAGUCUUAGUGCAUUAUGGGGAAAGCUUGCAGCUGAGAUUUUGAUGCAAAACUGGGAUAUUGCUCUUGAAGAGCUUAAUCGGUUGAAAGAAAUCAUCGACUCAAAGAACUUUGCAUCACCAAUGAAUCAGGUGCAAAAUAGAAUAUGGUUAAUGCACUGGAGUCUCUUCAUCUUUUUCAACCAUGACAAUGGAAGAACACAGAUCAUUGACUUGUUUAAUCAGGAUAAGUAUUUGAAUGCUAUCCAAACAAGUGCUCCCCAUCUUUUGCGUUACUUGGCCACUGCAUUCAUUGUUAACAAGAGGAGGAGACCUCAAUUCAAAGAUUUUAUAAAGGUUGUUCAGCAAGAGCAGCACUCUUACAAAGAUCCAAUUACGGAAUUCUUAGCAUGUGUGUAUGUCAAUUAUGACUUUGAUGGGGCACAGAAGAAGAUGAGGGAGUGUGAAGAAGUAAUAUUGAAUGAUCCCUUCCUUGGCAAACGAGUUGAAGAAGGAAACUUUUCUACUGUACCACUGAGAGAUGAGUUCCUUGAAAAUGCCCGCCUAUUCAUCUUUGAGACAUAUUGCCGGAUACAUCAGCGCAUUGAUAUGGGAGUGCUUUCUGAGAAAUUGAAUUUAAAUUAUGAGGAGGCUGAGAGAUGGAUUGUGAAUCUUAUCCGGGGUUCAAAGCUUGAUGCCAAGAUUGACUCAGAAUCAGGGACUGUGGUUAUGGAACCCAAUCAUCCCAACGUGUAUGAGCAGCUAAUUGACCACACGAAGGCACUUUCAGGCCGAACUUACAAGUUGGUUAGCCAACUUCUGGAACAUGCUCAGGCACAAACUGCUCGUUAAGUUUACUAGUGAAGUCUCCAGGAAGUUGUACGUUCCUAUUUGCAAUUUGUCUGGAAUUUUGUUUCUUUUGGUUGAGGGAUAGAUUCCAAUUAGUGCAAUUCUAGUGAGCAAUUCAAAUACUCAGAAUUAGAGACAAGAAAUGUUAUAAAUUCUGGCAAGAUAAUUAUGUUUUGGUUCACAAAGCUUUGUUGUUAACUCGUUCAAAUUUGAAGAAAUGUUGAUCUUUUUGUUUACUUCUAA